Schizophyllum commune H4-8 is the source of this 221-nucleotide messenger RNA. RefSeq lists its product as uncharacterized. The record is from RefSeq and is a predicted model, not a curated record. Bases 28 to 216 code for a protein of 62 amino acids. Lineage: Eukaryota; Fungi; Basidiomycota; Agaricomycetes; Agaricales; Schizophyllaceae. The transcript has a single exon.
UCAGGCUCUCCGAAGGGGAGAGGAAUAAUGGACCUGAGCUGGACCGCCGGGAUCCCCGCGUGCAUGUUGCCUCGGCGAACCCGAUCCUCUUCCGCUCAGCCUGCGGGCCAGUCGUCGCUCGCCAGCCCACGAAUGGAAUCUGUCGCAGGGGGCAGAUCCGGCCUAUCUUCCACUGACAUGCGCACUGGAUUUCUGGAACAAACUGGGGGCGCCUGACUCGA